Molecule: messenger RNA, 1874 nt
Organism: Dreissena polymorpha
Lineage: Eukaryota; Metazoa; Mollusca; Bivalvia; Myida; Dreissenidae
Product: long-chain fatty acid transport protein 1-like
Exons: 12
Coding region: 1-1455 (484 amino acids)
Molecular function (GO): long-chain fatty acid transmembrane transporter activity; long-chain fatty acid-CoA ligase activity
Source: RefSeq, a predicted model, not a curated record
AUGAGUGAAGACCUGUAUGAGAAUGGUUCUGAAGGAACUGAUGGCAGUGAUGCAGAUUCGGACGAAACUUUGCCGCCAUCUGACAAAGAAACACAGCCACCUCUGGAGGAAUGUGGUCAGGAAGUUGAAUGGUCCCAGUCACCAUUAGGAUAUUUUGUAAGUCAUGGUGAAGAUAUCGUGAAGAUUGACAUUACAAAAUACCCCAAAAAGAUCUGUUUUAUUUUUGAGGACAAGAAAUGGACUUUUCAGAUAGGGGCCAUAGGUGCCGUGAUCAAAUUCAACCUGAGGGAGAGGUCCCUGCUGCACUGUGUACAGGCUGCACAGGCGCAAUGUGUGGUCUUCUCUGAGGAGAUGGCGUCAGCCUUUGCUGACAUAUCCAGAGAUCUUCUCAAGUCCUGCAACCUGUAUUACAUGGGGAGUGGGCAGUGCCCAGUGGUCGGUGCUGUCAGUCUGGAUCCCCUGCUGGAGAAGAGUCCAACCUACACCCCGACUGCACCUAUAACCAAGUUUACAGCACAAUACAUUGGUGAGAUAUGUCGUUACUUGAUGGCUCAGCCGUUCCGAACAACCGAGAAUCAGCAUCGCGUACGAGUCAUGUUUGGAAAUGGGCUUCAGCCAGGAUUGUGGAGUGAUUUCCAGACGAGAUUUGGUGUGAAAAUUAUUGGCGAGUUUUAUGGUGCCACUGAAGGAAAUUGUAAUGUCAUCAAUAUUGACAACACCAUUGGGGCCUGUGGUUUCACCUCCAUGAUUGCUCCAUUCAUGUACCCAGUGACCUUGAUAAAAGUCGACGAGGACAAUAACAUCAUGAGGGACAGAAAUGGAGUCUGUGUGCGGGCAAAACCAGGUGAACCCGGAGAGUUGGUUGGAAAGAUAGUUGCAGGUGACCCCCUGAGACAGUUUGAUGGCUAUGUGAAUAAGGAAGCCACUGAUAAGAAGGUGGCCAUGAAUGUGUUUAAGAAGGGAGACAUGGCUUUCCUUACUGGUGAUGUAUUGAUCAUUGAUGAGUACGGUUACAUGACAUUCAGAGACCGCACAGGAGACACGUUCCGGUGGCGCGGUGCGAACGUCUCCACGUUUGAAGUGGAGACCACCAUCAGCAAGAUCAUCGGGCUGAGUGAUGCUGUCGUCUACGGAGUGGAAGUGACAGGUGCUGAAGGUCGUGCAGGUAUGGCGGCCAUAGUAGAUCCAGAACACAAGAUCAAUCUCGUACAACUGUGCAAAGCCUUACAGGAGAAACUACCCCCGUACUCAAGACCCUUGUUUAUUCGUCUUAUGGCAAAGGCUGCAGACACAACAGGUACACACAAGCUUAAGAAGACAACCCUUCAAACAGAAGGCUUUAACCCACACAAAACUGAAGAUCGACUGUUUUACAUGAAUAACAGAACCGGCCAAUAUGAACCUUUAACUCUAGAUAUUUACAGUGAUAUAUGUAAGCAGAAGAUCAGGUUUUGAAAUAUUAAUUUGUGAGCUUUUACCAGAGAUUUUGCGGACACAUGGGUAAAUAACGAUAUUACAUGAAACAAAUUUAUACUUUUGAAUGAGUCAUCACCUUAUUUUAUUUUAUCUUUGCCAUAGAGGAGGCUUCAUGAUUGAGCUCUUCAUGUGUGAGGUCAAAUAUAAUUGUUUGUAUUUUUGCUUAAAUGUUUAAAAUAUUUUUGUAAAGUUAUAGUUACCAUAGUCAUGUCAUGCAUUGUAGCUUAAUAAACAAAGCAAACAUUAAAGUCAUCGCUCUGUUAACUAAUUAUCUUCAUUAAAUGGAACACUGUAUUAUCAUGUUAAACAUACCGCACAAGCUUAUGGUUUAAAUACGUAUGUUUUAUGGGCAGUUUCUGCCUGCACAACACUUUUUCACAUUUGAAUUGUUAUUUUGA